UAAAUCGGUAUCAAUCACAUCACUAGAUCCCAAUCUUUUACAUUUUACAAUAUUCUCCAACGCACUUUGUCGGGCGUCAGUAGCAAUCGUCGUAUAGAAUUAUACUAUUGAAGAACAUUUAACGAAACGAAUCUACACUUUUCCAUAACAAAAAUGAAGAAAGUAAUAUUUUUAUGCUUGCUAUCACUCUCCGUGUGUCUCAGCAAACCAGCUGCAGAUCAAGUGGCACCGCAAACUACCACUGCAAGUGGUACACCUAUCGAUACUAAAUCCUUAAAAACAGAACAGACCCCACAAUCCAAUAUAACCGAACCACAUGCAAAUACUACAGCUCAUACAGAACUAAAGCCACAGCAAAACGCCUCUGAGAUACACACAAAGGUACCAGCUUUACCAACUAAUAACACGACAAAUGCCAAGCCCGAAGAUAACAAGACAACUGAUAAACAAAUGCCACCAAAGGAAAAGGAAGAAAAAGCGACAACUAAUACAACAGACACUAAAGCUCCUACGGCAAAAACAAACACAACCGAAUCAGCAAAAACAAACACAACUGAAACACCAAAAAUAGUUGUAACGACACAAAAGACAGGACCCACCAAGCCAACGGAAGUUCCUAAAACACCAGAAACACCCAAAUCCGAUGAAGACAAGCAUGUUCUUCAAGCAAGAGGAUUUGAUGGAGCUAGUUUCAUCGGUGGAAUUAUACUAACACUAGGACUUCUAGCUGUUGGAUUCAUGGGAUUCAAAUACUAUAAGAACCAAACUGAGAGAAAUUAUCACACACUCUAAUUGUAUUAUUUAUUGAUAUUUUAUCUAUGAGUGCACUAUGCUGUUCUUAAUUAUAAAUGUUAAAUUUUAUGUAAGCCUUGAAGAGAUUCUUUUUGUUUUAUGUGCACUUAGCAUGUUAUAUUAUCUAAACCAACAGGGUUUUGUAUGUAAAUUUGAGCAGCUAUAUCCCUAAGCAUGCCUAAAUUUGAGGGUGGCAGUUCUUAUAAUUUUAUUUUAUCGAAUUUAUUACAUAAAUACGUUGUCUUAUGACCGAUAUUUUAAGUUAUACUUAUAGGUUCUUUUUUUUUUUACUUUUUCGCAUUUAUCUCGUUCUUUGUUUUAACUGUAAGUGGUAUAUGUGUAUAUUUAUGUACCUUAAUGUUUUGUUUUUAACACUAUUUGGACGUCACGAAGCUUGGAACUGUCUAAAAUUAGAUACUAAAAAAUACUAAUUAUAUAUUUGAAAUGUUUAUCACGUGUUUUUAAAAGUAUAUAAAUGUUUAAAGCUAUUUCAAGUGCAAUUUAGUAUAGCAUUGAAGAUUGUUUAUAUCUGUGCCAUUUGUCUGUUUUAGUAGGUUUUGUAAACAAUUCAAAUUUUGUAAACCACUUCGAAAUAAUAUUCAUUUUCUCAACAAACUUUAGUUGUAAGUAAAAUUAAUAUUAAUAAGAAAAACAAUUGUGAUGAUAUAAUAAGGAUUUGAAAUAAUACUUUGGUUUGGCACAAACAAUUGUCCCCGUCGAUCUUAAAAAAUAUAUUUGCCUUUUGAUUUUUCUACACCGAAUCUCAUUAUACUGAAUCUGAAAGCAUGGUUGUGCCGAACCAAUUUUGCAUUUUAUUUUUCAUGGUUUUUGUAAACUUGGAAAAGUUGAUUCCAUCCUAAAGUGCUCUUAAAUCUCGACUAUAUUUACAGAAAAUUCAUAGUUAUGUCACUCAUGUCACAGUCAAUAGUUAUGUUAAUAAAGUAUAUAUAGCAAAAUUAUAA
Melitaea cinxia (Glanville fritillary) is the source of this 1754-nucleotide messenger RNA. Its product is annotated as sialomucin core protein 24-like. Gene Ontology annotation, cellular component: cytoplasmic vesicle. Lineage: Eukaryota; Metazoa; Arthropoda; Insecta; Lepidoptera; Nymphalidae. The transcript is spliced from 3 exons. The record is from RefSeq and is a predicted model, not a curated record. Bases 154 to 792 code for a protein of 212 amino acids.